Messenger RNA from Paramuricea clavata, 594 nucleotides. The record is from the annotation of a GenBank genome assembly. NCBI's taxonomy places the organism in Eukaryota, Metazoa, Cnidaria, Anthozoa, Malacalcyonacea, Plexauridae.
AUGUGUGCUGUUACAUGUGAGAUUUUGUCAAUUCCACGUUAUGUAUGUGCCGAUUUACGUUGCCAGUUUAGCAUUGAAGCUAAUAAUGCUAAUUUUGAGAAAUAUGUAGAUGUUAUGGAUGCUUGUCAACCGUACCUAAAACUUAAGGAUAGAAAGUUAACAUGUGAAUGUGGAACAUCGUUAAAAGCAAGUUUGGAAUUUGUGCCCGUUCUUAAUGAACUACAGUUAUUUUUUAUAUGUCGAAACGGUGUGUGUGAUUUUAAACGUUCUAUGCCCCAGUUAAAAAAUUCAAGAAUUCGCUGUGUUUGCGAAAAAUUCUGUGAACGAGACGGUGAAAUAUACAAAUGUCCUCGUGGUGAAAAGGGUUGCGGGACAUAUUUUCACGAAUUAGAUUCAUUUACUUUUAUACAUACAAUAAUACAAAAAAUUGAUUUGGAGGAUGACGCGUGGGCAUAUUUACCCAUUAAUGUUAAGCCAUUAAAAUGUGGUGCUUAUGGAAUUUUAAAGUAUAAUAGUGAACAGAAACGAUUAAAUUUAGUAUGUAAAAAUUUAUUUUGUGAUUGUAGUAGAUGCUGUUAUAGCACCAGAAUUUAA